Zophobas morio is the source of this 500-nucleotide messenger RNA. Its product is annotated as reactive oxygen species modulator 1. Lineage: Eukaryota; Metazoa; Arthropoda; Insecta; Coleoptera; Tenebrionidae. The transcript is spliced from 3 exons. The coding region runs from base 145 to 384 and encodes 79 amino acids. The record is from RefSeq and is a predicted model, not a curated record. Gene Ontology annotation, cellular component: TIM23 mitochondrial import inner membrane translocase complex. Gene Ontology annotation, biological process: protein import into mitochondrial matrix; protein insertion into mitochondrial inner membrane.
CCAUAACCUUUUUGUGAGUGACAGUUCAACAGUCACGCAAAAUUUGGUCGACGUGAAAGACAAAAAAUUGAAUGUUAAAGGCAGACACAAAAUUCAUUAGUAUCGUUCAACACUUAAACGCGCCAAUAAGAUAAGACAGGUAAAAUGCCGGCCGUUCCGGGAGGGGUUUAUCAACAAGGACCGACUUGUUUUGAUAAAAUGAAGAUGGGAUUCUUUCUCGGAUUCUGUGUGGGAAUGGCCAGUGGGGCGUUAUUUGGUGGAUUCUCAGCGUUACGGGGCGGCUUAAGAGGCAAAGAGUUAGUAAACACAGUCGGUAAAGUGAUGCUGCAAGGCGGGGGCUCGUUUGGGACAUUCCUGGCAAUUGGAUCUGGCUUGAGAUGUUAGCAUUAGUGAAGCAGCAAUGAUAUUUCAAGAGAUGUUACUUAAAUUCUUGAAAGCUGAUAGUUAUGUAUAUUUAUUAAGCUAGUUGUUUUACAAUAAAUCCUUGAAGGAAAUUAAAA